UAACUUUAAGAAAGGCAAGAGUUGUAUAGCAGAUCAAAAUAGUCUUUAAAUUUCUUCAUAGUAGAGCAAGUUAAGGGCAAGCUAAAAUUAUUAGAAUUACUUAAUUGUUUCAGCCUUCUCUAUGACUUCUUCCCCAGUAUCAAAAAAGAUUAACAAAGAUCAACAAAUAUUUCAUGAAUCUGAGUGAAAGUAUAUCAAAAUAUGCAUUUUAAUAUCUUCCUUCAAAUGUCUUUUGUUUUCAUAAUAGGCCAAUGGAGAGCAACAAGACCACAGUGACAGAUUUCAUUCUCCUGGGAUUUCUUGUUAGUCCUAAGAUGCACCUGGUUCUCUUUGGAAUUUUCUUCCUACUCUACACUUUCACUCUGCUAGGAAAUGGAGUCAUCUUGGCUCUGAUUCAUCUUGAUUCCAGACUCCACACCCCCAUGUACUUCUUCCUCUCACAACUGGCGAUUGUUGACAUCUCUUAUGCCUCAAACACAGUACCCCAGAUGUUGGCAAAUCUCCUGGAUCCAAUCAAACCUAUCUCCUUUGCAGGUUGCAUAAUGCAGACCUACCUCUUUGUGACAUUUGCCCUCAUAGAAUGUAUUCUCUUGGUAAUGAUGAGCUAUGAUCGGUAUGUGGCAAUCUGCCAUCCACUCAGAUACACACUUAUUAUGAGCUGGAGAAUGUGUGGUUCACUUACUAUCACAUCCUGGGUUUGUGGAUCUCUCCUGGCAUUGGUCCAUGUGCUUCUCCUCCUUAGGUUGCCCUUCUGUGGACCUCGAGAAAUCAACCACUUCUUCUGUGAAAUCCUAUCUGUACUGAAACUUGCCUGUGCAGACAUAUGGCUCAACAAAUUGGUCAUUUUUAUUGCCAGUGUGUUUAUCUUAGUUGUUCCACUCUGCUUGGUCCUAAUUUCCUAUACACAUAUUUUUAGUGCUGUCCUGAGAAUCCAGUCAGGAGAAGGAAGAAAGAAAGCCUUCUCCACCUGUUCCUCCCAUCUCUGUGUAGUUGGGCUUUUCUUUGGUAAUGCCAUAAUCACUUACAUGACCCCUAACACCAAGAACUCUGAAGAGCAACAGAAAAUUCUUUUCUUAUUUUACAGUUUCUUUAAUCCUACCCUAAAUCCUUUGAUCUACAGCCUGAGAAAUGCAGAAGUAAAAGAUGCUUUAAGAAGAGUCUUUAAGAGGGAGAGACCAAUUUGAGAGAUUGCAUGAAUUUUUUUUUAUAGAGGAAAGCAUAGGAAAUGAGCUCUCUAAUAAUUUAGCAUGUAGGGGAAUUCAAUCAUCAUUUUUUUUUUACUUCAGAAUCCUAAUUUGUGCUUUUUUUUUUUUUUUUUUUUUUUGGUG
This is a messenger RNA of Sarcophilus harrisii (Tasmanian devil), 1328 nucleotides long. RefSeq names its product olfactory receptor 2A1/2A42-like. The transcript has a single exon. Gene Ontology annotation, biological process: G protein-coupled receptor signaling pathway. Bases 252 to 1184 code for a protein of 310 amino acids. Gene Ontology annotation, molecular function: olfactory receptor activity; G protein-coupled receptor activity. The record is from RefSeq and is a predicted model, not a curated record. Lineage: Eukaryota; Metazoa; Chordata; Mammalia; Dasyuromorphia; Dasyuridae. Gene Ontology annotation, cellular component: membrane.